Molecule: messenger RNA, 2921 nt
Organism: Dicrocoelium dendriticum
Lineage: Eukaryota; Metazoa; Platyhelminthes; Trematoda; Plagiorchiida; Dicrocoeliidae
Source: the annotation of a GenBank genome assembly
AACAUUUUACCGAAUGCUUCAGUACCGUUGGUUGAUCGGGCAUCUAUUCUGAUCUCAACAAUCAUAUAGCACGAAGAACCUUGGAGUACAGAUUGUUUUGGAUUUAGCAUUCCAUUCGUUUCCACCAUCGGCUUCAACCUCAUGCAAGUGCCAAGACUACAAUAUAUUUUUGUGGUUGCUGGACAUCUGAUUACUGUCGAAGUCCUGAAGCAACGGACGCCAAGUUGGUAUGCAAUCAACUGACGAGCAAUAGCGGCAUGCAAGUUUAGUCAGUCGCCCGUACGAAGGCAACGUUCGGUGUAACUAAGGUUGAAAGCAGAGUGACGAGAAAUCGUACUUCAACUAUUACUGACUAGAGUUGAUGAACGGAGUAUAUUUAGAUUAACCUAUGUCGCGGAACAAAGUAUAUGAUGAAGUUGCCGUGGAUAAGGCUAACUAUACUGGGCCUUUGAUUUUCACUGGAGAUAUGAAUACCUGUCCUUGCGUUUCCCUUCCGUCUUCGUCCACUUCUGCGACUCCCCGGCCAGUCGUGACAAGUCUUAGACCAUCAUCUGCGUGUACACGCCCACUCGGAGCAUUGCGUAUAUUCUAUCUUCCAAGGCCUAACUCUGUUGGUGCCAAUCGGAAUAAGGUUGUAUCAACGACACAAGAGAAAUGCCAAUUAGAGAAGAAUGUGCUGCACGCCAGUAAGCGCCAAUACCAAAAGACGGGAAUGUUUCCAAACCACAAGCUCGAGCAGAACCUUGUGACGGCGAAAAAUUCAAGUUCGACAGUUGAACUCACAGCUGGUAAGUCGGUUCCAACAACGGUUAAGGGAAAGCCCCUGAUGAACAAAUCUGCACCUUUUUAUUGUUAUUGCACCAACAGCCGUGUCCGAGAUGAGUCAAUCGCAUUCAGUACCCCUUCCAAUGGACUAAGCGGUACAUGUCGAUUCGGCCCAGUUCCGGUAUCUUUUCGAUACCGUCAACCGAAACCCUUUGUGACUCAGCGAAGACAAGAUCACGUGAUGGCGCCAUCAUCGAUCUCGUCUAUCUCAACGGAAAAUUUGCUACCCCGAGCAGCUAGCGAAACCCGGUCUCCGCAUGGGAGUGGGAAACCUGCAGAUGACCGGAAACAGUGGCUGUCUGGCGGUGCGAUUUGUGUCACCACACAGCUAACUCCCGAGCCAGUGAACCAUUUUUCUGUUGCACCAAUAAAAUUCCAUCCGCCAAAAGGUUUCAGGAACUUGGUACCCAGCCGCAAUAAAGACAACAAAGUAAACGAGUUUGUUUCUGAGACCCAGGAGAAAAUAUCACAACAGGCUGUGUUGUGCAAUUUGAGUAGCCAGGAGUAUAAGGCGAUAUUGGGACCUGACUGUAUGUUUAUCGAUUCAUGCGCAGCUUAUCCUCACGCAGUUCGAAACCAAUUGACUCUAACUGUUGGGAACCCAAAUUUGACCAGUCAUGACAAAACCAAGUUAAGCUUCUCGGCUGCAGAACCGUCAGGAAUCACCAGUACACAGAGCGAAUCACGCACUAAAGCAAAUUCCUAUGAAGAGUCGUCGAAUGAAGACGGAAGCUGCCUCGAAGAGAAACAAGAGAGAGACAAAGUCAUAAUUUCGCCAUCUCCUCUUGGGCCCCAAGUAGUAGAACAUCUUGAGGUCAGACACAAUGAAACCCAAGAGAACCCCCAGUCCGUAACGCCCUCUGCUCAGCGAGUUGAGUCCACUAAUCUUGCUCGUAGUCAACCGCUUAAAACUGCGGGGUUUGCAUUGGAACCGCAUUUGGAGAAAAGUCUAAAAAAUGAGGAGAAUAGAGUUGCUUGCCAAUCCCAUAUAUUACUCCCCAAUAGCGAAGCGUGUGCGCACAAAUUUAUUCAAAAUUCUCAACACGUCCCGGAUAGGAAUUGCGAGUUCAUCUCCAGUUCCAGUCCCAAACUGAGGGUGAGUUUGAUCAAACCAUCACGAAAGUGCUUUGAAGUUCGGUUGCCUGACAACUUCCAGGGUGAACUAGCAAGCUAUGAACAUUUGAACUUCGAUGAGGCUGCAUCACAAGCAACACCCCCGUUCCCUACUUUGGAUACCCAAAUCGAUCAGGAGAAAACUAAUAGGACGAAUGAAUCCGUCGAUGUGGCAUUCAAGAUACCCGCUUACGCGCAAGCGCCUAAAACCCCAAACGAGCUUGUUUUAGAUGGAACUGAGACGAGUUUGGAAGCAUCAUCAGUGGAAGAUUUCGAGCCGCAAAGUAACCCGACAACAGAGGUUUCUCAUUCAUGCGCCUUCGCCGCAAAUGGAGUAGAAAGUGCGUGUUUAGUGAGACAACAAAAUCAACCGCAUGAUCUGAAAAUAAACAAUGCACUAUUUGUACAACGCUUGCAGUGCAAUAGACUAGAAUUUCUUUGUGAACAAAAGACGAAGACUGAGGGUUUCAACGAGAAGUUUAACUUAGCGACACAAACAUUUGACAAUACUGCAUAUCCUGCCAACAGUAAUGUUGCGAGUGAGGCUUGGAUACAACCUAGUGUAUACCAAGUAAAGCCAAUCCUUAAGCGUCCAUCGUCAACCUCUAAAGUAUGUAUAAGGAAUGAAAGGAACGAUAAGACGAACUCAUCCAAAGAUUUCUAUCGUCCACACUCUGCUCAAAUGACAUCUAAGCGGAAUUCUUGGAUUUCCCAACGGCGCAUGCUUGAUACUAAUGAGCGUCCUCGUGGAAUGCUGUCAGCCAACCGACAAGCAGUUGUUCGUUUUGACACGCGCAGCAAUUCUGUGUUUGAAUUCAACCCCUUUGAUAUCAUAUACACUCCUUUCGAUCACAGUGAACCAUAGUUAAAGGACAAAAAUCUAUGAGCUCAGAGACUGUACAGAAAACCUAUGAUAUGUGCCUUAUACAAAUAUGAGUCGGUUAUCAUUUCCACUUAGAGUUCUUCAUUCCAGUGAGUCAGCA